AUGACUAGAUUGUUACCCUUCGUCGCCACAUUGGUGGGUUUCAUCAACUGCGCAGCUGUUGAACGACGAUGGACACCCGAUGCAGUUGCAACAGUUGACCUUGCCAUCAACAAGGGCGCACCACAGCAUCUCGCAAGUGGUAUUCUCUAUGGAAUACCAGACGUUCCAGAUCAGAUCCCUGAUCACUUCUACACUGAUAUUGGUCUACAAUGGUUUCGCGCCGGUGGCGCACAGAUGAUUGAACCCAACCGCGGCUGGUCUUGGGGCGAGGCCGAGAUGGAGAAAAGAUGGGAGUCAACUCUCAGCAAUUACAAGACCGUCAGAAAGUACAACGGAAAGUUCCAGCUUUUACUCCACGAUCUUUGGGGCACAGACGUCAUUGGCAGAAUCAAAGCCAACGAUAUGCUUCCAAGCUUGUUUAUUGACAUCUGGAAUGAACCUGAGUGGGGCUUCUGGAAGAGACCUCAAGCGCAAUGGCUUGAUAUGUUCGGUCGAGUCAUCAACAGAUUUCGAUCAGAUGUUGCUCUCGGAGGGAUCCAAAUGAUCGGGCCCUCCCUAUCACUGCCCCCGACUGAAGACAGCACAUGGUGGUCUAACUUCUUGACUUAUGUCGCUGCGAACAAUUCAGCACCGGAUCUUUACAGCUGGCACCACAUAGAAGCCCUGGACAAUCCGACUAAUGACCUCCAGAAUAGCUUGGUCACUUUUAACAACAUGCGCUCCACGGCCGGUGCGCCGGAGAGACCGGUCAACAUCAACGAGUACCUCAACCUUGCCGAUGAACUCAACCCCGCAGCCACAGUAUGGCAUUUGUCCCGCUUUGAAAGAUAUGAUACCUCAGGUCUGCGGUCAAACUGGCGCGGGGGCCCGGAUGGUUCCCACCUCCGUGAUUUCCUCGCCAGCCUUAUAUGGCGCGACAACCACGACCUUCCAUACCAUCCAAACGGCGACUGGCAAGCGCUCAAGUACUAUAACACCAAUAUGACGGGUUACCGGGCUGCGACAACCGGGUCUGAGGAUCGUAUUUUCGAUGUUUAUGCAACAGUUGGGAGCGACAAAUUACGUGCCCUCGCUGGCGUGCGGGUAAAGACGGGCACCUGGGCCCUCACUUUAAAAAACCUGAGUGCAGUGGGGCUGCCCCCGGUCGGGGAGUUAAGGAUCCAGACCUGGGGUUUCACCUACGAGAUCCCGGAGGCAGAGUUGGAUGCUCCCACGGACCGCGGCAUCGCCACACAUUCUUACACAAACGACGAAAUCACUAUCGCCAUUUAUCAAACCGAAGAAGACUGGAAGACUGCGUGGGCCUUUGAAUUUGAGAUUUAG
Diaporthe amygdali is the source of this 1323-nucleotide messenger RNA. RefSeq lists its product as uncharacterized. Bases 1 to 1323 code for a protein of 440 amino acids. NCBI's taxonomy places the organism in Eukaryota, Fungi, Ascomycota, Sordariomycetes, Diaporthales, Diaporthaceae. The record is from RefSeq and is a predicted model, not a curated record. The transcript is spliced from 3 exons.